This is a messenger RNA of Thermothielavioides terrestris NRRL 8126, 2064 nucleotides long. RefSeq lists its product as uncharacterized. NCBI's taxonomy places the organism in Eukaryota, Fungi, Ascomycota, Sordariomycetes, Sordariales, Chaetomiaceae. The transcript has a single exon. Gene Ontology annotation, molecular function: metallocarboxypeptidase activity. Gene Ontology annotation, cellular component: fungal-type vacuole lumen. Bases 55 to 1803 code for a protein of 582 amino acids. The record is from RefSeq and is a predicted model, not a curated record.
CGCCGAUUUUACCCUGAACAACCACAAGUUGACCCCCUCUUUGUUGGCAGCGCGAUGAAGUCGACGCCGCCUCCUGUCCUUCCCAUCGAUGCGGGCUCUCCGCACGGGGACCGCGCGUCCUCGCGGAGUCGACGCUGCGUCCUUGUUUUCAUCGCACUGGUCCUCCUCCUGCUUGUCCGCUUCCCAGAUAUCGCGUCCUUCAAGCGGUUCAUCCCCUCGGCCGAGAGCGAACAUGACUUCGGCUCCGGAUGCGCUCAACCUGACCCCUUGUUCCCCAGCAACCACCCGGAGCUCGACAAGGCGUUCGAGCACAUUUCCAGCGAGUCAUUCAGGAACGCCACCAUCCGCCGCCUCUCGGGCGCGGUUCAGGUCAGGACCGAGUCCUUCGACGACCUCGGAGCUAUCGGAGAAGACCCGCGGUGGGAUGUCUUCUACGACUUCCAUCAGUAUCUGGAGAAAACAUUCCCGCUGAUCCACGAGAAGCUGCUAGUGGAGAAGGUGAACACUCACGGCCUGCUGUACACGUGGAAAGGCAGCGAUGAGUCGCUGAAGCCGACUCUCCUCAUGGCCCACCAGGACACCGUGCCUGUCCCGCCCGAGACCGUGCCCGAUUGGACGUAUCCUCCGUGGAGUGGCGCCUAUGACGGAAAGAAUAUCUGGGGCCGCGGCGCCAGCGACUGCAAGAACCAGCUGAUUGCAGCCAUGGAGACGCUCGAGCUGCUGCUUGAGGCCGGCUUCCAGCCGAAGCGGACGAUCCUCCUCUCUUUCGGCUUCGAUGAAGAGUGCUCCGGCACCCGUGGGGCGUCGCACCUCGCCGCAUUCAUCCAGGAGCGAUAUGGAAAGGACGGCAUCGCUGUGAUUGUUGACGAAGGCAGCAGUUUCGAGUACGCGUGGGGGACUCUCUUUGCGAAGCCCGGCACGGCGGAGAAGGGAUACACGGACGUGCACAUCACCGUUCGGGCGCCAGGCGGCCACUCCUCCGUUCCAACAGACCACACCAGCAUCGGGAUCCUCAGCGAGUUGAUUACUCGCAUCGAAUCCGAGCAGUACCGAACCCGCCUUGUGGACUCGAACCCCUACUACACCCAGCUCCAGUGCGGCGCGGCAUACUCGCCCGAAUUCCCCAGCAAGCUCAAGAAGCUGCUGCGCCGCCGUCUCUCUUCAGCUUCCUCCCCCCACGGCACCUGCAAGGCCAAACCGGACCAUCUCGCCCUCGAGGCGGCCAAGCAGGGCCCGGCCAUCAAGUAUCUGAUGCAGACCUCGCAGGCCGUCGACGUCAUCUCAGGCGGCAUCAAAGUCAACGCGCUGCCGGAGCGGGCCACGGCGGUGGUCAACCACCGCAUCAACAUCGGCGAGACCACGCAGGUGGUCAAGGACCGGCUGGCGGUGCUGGCGGGCGCCGUCGCGCGGAAGCACAACCUGACGCUGCACGCGUUCGACGGCAAGGAGGAGCCGUCCUCCAUCAUCCUCUCGCCGUCGGCCCACGAGCUGGAAGCCGCGCCGGUCACGCCCGCCGACGGCUCCAUCAGGGGCCCCUUCUCGGUCCUGGCCGGCACGACGCGCGCCCUCUACGGCGAGGAGGUGGUCGUCACGCCGGGCAUCAUGACGGGCAAUACGGACACGAGGUACUACUGGGACCUGACGAGACACAUCUUCCGGUUUGCGCCGGGGCUGGACCCGGAGGAUGGGCCCGGCCUGGGGGCCAUCCAUACGGUGGACGAGCGAGUGAGCGUGCUGAAUCAUGUCAACUCGGUGAAGUGGUUCACGUUGUUUGUGAGGAAUAUGGAUGAGGCCGAGUUGUAGAGCGUUAUCACGGCUUGGGACUGAACUAGCACGGCAACUGGGUGGCUGAGGAUUAGAAGCGUAAUAUGUGCGGGGUAGCUGGCGCUUGACCGCUGAUUGAGUCGUAGUAAAUGUUAGAAAGAAGUGACCCCUGAAAAGUAUUCCCUCGCGUGGUGGACGUGCUUCGAUCCCGGAUUUUGGGGUCACGGGCUGCUGAUAAACAAGACGGUAUCCUAGGUGCUAUACGCCCGUUCCUCACGACUUAGCAGUGUGGCGUUCCUG